CAUCUAGAAGGAGUGCACCGCAGAGCGAGACGGGCUGCACAACGGGACAGACGUACGUCUUCCUGUCAUUUGACACGUUUCUUUUCUUUCUUUCGUUGCUUAAAUCGACGCGGUUAAAAAAGAAAGAAAGAAGAGUGAAGGGGAUCCUCAAACGACACUGGGAAGAGAUGCACCCAGUAUCGAGAUGGACUUUGCUGCUUCUUCCCCUGGCUUUGAUAGCGCAAGAGUGCUUCUCAUCUAAAGCAGAGGACCGGCUGUUCAGGAAGCUGUUUAGAAGAUAUAACCAGUUUAUCAGACCAGUUGAGAAUGUCUCUGACCCUGUAACUGUGGCGUUUGAGGUGUCCAUCUCGCAGCUGGUCAAAGUUGAUGAGGUGAAUCAGAUCAUGGAAACAAAUUUAUGGCUCAGACAUAUUUGGAAUGACUACAAGUUGCGAUGGAUGCCAGCAGAGUUUGACGGGAUUGAGUUCAUUAGAGUUCCAUCAAGCAAGAUCUGGAGACCCGACAUUGUGCUCUAUAACAACGCUGUAGGUGAUUUCCUGGUGGUGGAUAAGACCAAGGCUCUGCUGAAAUUUGAUGGGACCAUCACUUGGGUUCCUCCAGCCAUUUUCAAAUCCUCCUGCCCCAUGGACAUCACCUACUUCCCUUUUGACUAUCAGAACUGCUCCAUGAAGUUUGGCUCCUGGACCUAUGACAAAGCCAAGAUUGACCUGGUACUUAUUGGGUCCAAGGUGAACCUGAAAGACUUCUGGGAGAGUGGCGAGUGGGAAAUCAUUGAUGCUCCGGGAUACAAGCAUGAUAUCAAGUACAAUUGCUGUGAAGAGAUCUACACUGACAUCACCUACUCCUUCUACAUCCGACGACUGCCACUCUUUUACACCAUCAACCUCAUCAUCCCCUGCCUCCUCAUCUCUUUCCUCACAGUGCUGGUUUUCUAUCUCCCAUCUGACUGUGGAGAGAAGGUCACGCUCUGUAUCUCUGUCCUGCUCUCCCUCACUGUGUUUCUACUUGUUAUCACUGAGACCAUCCCCUCCACGUCGCUGGUCAUUCCACUCAUUGGAGAGUACCUGCUCUUCACAAUGAUCUUCGUCACACUCAGCAUUGUCAUCACCGUGUUUGUGCUAAAUGUACACUACCGCACACCAAUGACCCACACUAUGCCGGGUUGGGUGCGCUCUGUGUUUCUCAAAGUGCUGCCGAGAAUCAUGCUGAUGCGGAGACCAACCGAUGAAGACACCAAGGCUGGGGGGUUGGACAGCAGUGGGGAGGCAGGAGGAGAUGGAGGGAGAGGAGGAGGUGGAGGACGGAAAGGAGGGAAGAAAAGGAAGAAUAGCUUGAUGUGUCAGGUCGGAGGCGGCUCUAUCAAUAGUCUGGAGUAUGGGGACAGUAAGCUCUCGCCCAUGGAGGGCUGCACAGGGAAGAAAGGUCCUUGCACCUGCCAACAUGGGAAGGAGACCCCGGAAACACCAGACAUGGGGAAGAUGACACAUCAGCUGAGUUCCCAGAGCAUCAACACAGUGGUGGCUUUUUCUGUAGUGUCACCUGAGGUCAAACAGGCCAUCGAGAGCGUCAAGUACAUUGCUGAAAACAUGAGGAGCCGCAACAAGGCCAAAGAGGUGGAGGAUGACUGGAAGUAUGUUGCCAUGGUGAUAGAUAGAAUCUUCCUUUGGGUGUUUGUGACCGUGUGUGUCCUGGGAACCAUGGGCCUCUUCAUCCAGCCGCUUUUUGGCUUUGUCUCAUAACGGCUGACCAGUCAGGCCUCGCUGCCAUCCUGUGUGACCAAUCCUGAACAAUAACUCUUCUGUCUCAUUUGACCAAUCAGAAGACAGACUUCGAGUCCUAAUGCACUAUUCAGUGUGUUGGCUUCUAUGCAGGUACUUUUUUGUCUUUUUAAUACAGUCAAAAAUCUAUUUUGUAAUAAAAACAAGCAGGCACCUUUUUUGUGCAUCAUAAAAAGUUUUGCGUGCAAGUACCAAAGUUUGGCAUGUGAAAACAUUUUGUGAGUCAAAAACAUUUGUAGUCCAAAAUCUUUUGGUUGCAUUUUUAGAUUACAAUAUGGUGGGAGGUAACAAUGCAUCUCCAUUUUUGUUGAUGCGUAUUAACUUGCUUUUAUGAUCGAUUUGAGACUAGCUACUUGUAUUUGUAGUUCUGCAGUGUUAUAUGAAAAUGUGUUUCUGAUGCAGCUUUUCUUCACAAACUACAGGAAUAAAAUCUGAGCUGUGUCAAUAACAUUUAAACUAUACCAUAAAAUUAUGUUUGUACCUAAUUAUCUCUCUCCAUAUAUAUAUAUAUAUAUAUGGGUGUGUGAGUGUAUAAAACGCGUGCCAAAUGUGUUGUAUACAUGCGAACGGUUGAUUCGCUGUGGUGACCCCCCAUGGGAACAGCCAAAAGUAGUAGUGUGUGUGUGUGUGUGUGUGCCAACCCUGUUUCUAAUGAGUUCAUAUCAAAUAACAUUAAACAACUUUUUAGUUAAGAAACUAUUUCAUUUAUGUUUAGCUAUGAAUUUAGACAUCUAAUGAAUUCCCUUCAAGUUCCUUGUGAAUUCACCUGACAUGAUUUUUCUCAUGAGCAGCUUCUAACCAAGUCAAUCCCUGGAGCAUGAAUUAUUAAUGGUCAGAGUCCUCCAGCCAAAGUCAUUAGCUGGUCACAGCUGUCAUUCAGCGUCGACUGGUCAAUGGAGACACAUUAUUGCAUCACACUCUUCCCACAUAUUAUAAUCUGACAUGCAGCCAAAAUAGUUUAAUCUGCAAAGGUUUUUGACUCAAAACAGUCAGAAGUGUCCGAUUUGCAAUAGAAACAUUUUAUGACAUUAAAAGGUGCCUGCUUGUUUUUAAUUACAAACUUGAUUUUUGAUUGCAUUUUAAAGGCACACAAUUACCUUCAUAGUUUUGCUUCUUCCCUUUUACAGAAAACAAUAAAUACAGGAGUUAAGUGGAGCAAAAAGCUUUUUAAACAUUUUGACUGGCUGAAAAACUGUGCCAUAAAUGAAUCUUCACAGAGAGCAGCGGAGUAAUGUAAUAUCUACAAAGUGUGAACCAUUUGAACAACUUUAUAAUUAAUUUUUGACUAAAUAUAGUUUAUUUCAAUGACCACAUGUAUUGCUGUGUUAGGUUUUUCUGUCCAUCUAUUAUAUUUUUAAUAAGUUAGUCUGACACAUUGAAAUGUGUGAUUUAAAUGUAGCUCAGCCGCACCAGACAGCAGCUGAGAUACUCUGGUAGCAGGGGUUAAACCUAUUUUUUCUCCAUCAUGAUUGGUUUUAUAUGCUGCCUUUACUGUAGCUGUAUGGAAUACAGUAACUAACUGAAUUACAGUUCACCCAAAAUGUGUAGCUUUAGCUCAAGCUACCUGUGGCUGUCUCACUAGGCAGCUUUCACUUUAGAUGUGUACUUGACUCUCUCUGGCAGAGAGUACAGUACAGUUACAUCACCCAAGCCAGCAAUACAAAUCAUCAAAUUACUGUGAUUUGCUUCUUAGCUCUGUUUUGUAGCAACUGCAAAUUUUACAUCUUAACAUACUGAACGCAUGUUAUCUUCACAAACUAUAUGGCAUUUACAUUUUUUAUGGAAUAAAACAUACCAAGUCAAAAUCGGGUCUUAAUUUUGACCAAAUAUUGCAUUUUUGCCCAAUAGUACCAGGCUGCAGACAAGCUGGAGGAACUCCACAACAGGAAGUUGGUCUUCUUUGUCAUUUUUUCUGUGAAAUAACACAAGCUUUUAUAAUUUUUUUUUUUUAAAUGAGAAGCUUGUGAUUAGUACACUUUUUAAAAUAUGUAUGUCCAGUAUAAAGUUAACUGAAAAAGUUUUUAAAAUGUCACCAUUUCUUUUAAAUAUUUGAUGUUUAAGUCAAAGUAAUUUCCUAAUUUAUUAAACAAAGUGCACAUGUAACUGAAAGACCUUGAUAGUGCUGGAUAAACAAAAUGGUGACAGCCUCAGAGGGCUAAGCCGAUAUGAAACAGAUCAUCAGGUACUGUGUUGCAUCUUGUCUGCAGCCAGGCAACGCACCUUUCGCCUGGUAGGGCAUUUUUGCAUGGUUCAGAAGAGGUAGAGUAUAUUUGAGGUUACCUGGGAUCAAAGCUUUGCACAUCCCUAGUCCUUCAGGACUGGAACCUGAACAUCCGACAGAUGUUAGAGAACCAGAAACUUUCCAUAUCCGGUACACAUGACAAACUAUCAGAUUGAACUCAACCCUGCAGCUGCUAGUUUACCCUGCCCCCAAUGAGAUGAAGGAGAGCUUUUUACUAAUAAGGACAGGCUGUUCUUCUUUGUGUAAGAACCUGUGUGUUUAUUAAUGUUCUUUUUGAUUAAUGUUCCACAAGGAAAUUGGUUGGCCUGGUACAGUAAAUACUGGAUUAAAUGCUGCUUGAUUAGUUGGUCCUGAAAUAGCAUUACAUGUAUUAAUUUAUGAGAGGAUUCUAUUAUCCAAUUGCAUGGCUGUUAAUUUAAUCUUUUUUCUUGUCACUUUUGAUUAAGUUCACAAUCAAAAGCAAAUAUGCACUGGAAAAAUGAUGCAUACUGUAACAGACAUUUUGAUUGCUUUGCCCACAAAAUAUAUUGUUGUCCAAUUGCAGCUCUACAAGGUUAUCACUUAAUUAGAUUUUAUUUAUCCCCAUACUUUUUAGCAGAAUAUUUGUUAUAAUUUGAUGCAUCUGUAAUGCACAACUCGUGCUGAAGGAAGAAAACAUUUUGCCUUCCUUUUUUUCUGACUCUUUGACCUAAGAAUUAAUGCAGUAUUGCUUUAAAUAAAGUGAAUAGCAUUUACUGGUUAAGGUUUUUAAUAUGAAAAAGUUCUUCUUGUUUUUACAUACAUGUUUUUAUGUGCACACACACACACACACACACACACACAUAGAGACAUAUUUUACACAUUUUCCAUACAGAAACAUUCACCAGAGUUAAGCUUCCGUCUGCCAUAUCUAACUGAAGUCUGGUCACUUAGGUGUUAUUCAUAGAUAAAUUUAGCUUUGAGGCAAAGUGCAUUAUUCAUUAUUUGUGAUGUUGCCACAUAAUUAAAAAUUACAUUUAUCUAUCAGAUGCUUUUAUUUUCAAACUCUUCCACUGUCUUUGUCCCAGCUUCACUACUCCUAUUAUGGGCCUAGACUCUACACACCUGUUUCCUAUUUAAACGCUCUCACCUGGUCCAUUAUUACCACCUCACCCUCCUCAGUUUUUGGUUCUCUAUAUCCUUAACUUUGCCUCUGGUCCUUCUCUUCAUCCUGGUUUUUGCCUUUUAUGCAGUCACCAGAUCUUCUGUUUCACUCCUUCAACAUCUGCCUCAGCUGCAAUACUGUCAUGUAUCGGCCUGAAAGACUUGUUCUCAACCAGUACAAACUAUUUUCACCAAGAGUCCAUGCUUCCCUGAGCUAAUGGCUCUGUUCUGUGAACCUAAAGACUUUUUCAGCAUUUCCACUAUUGGAACCCUGGACUUACCUUAACCAUCACCAAGCAUAGCCUCCAUGGUU
Messenger RNA from Monopterus albus (swamp eel), 5455 nucleotides. RefSeq names its product cholinergic receptor, nicotinic, alpha 6 (gene chrna6). NCBI's taxonomy places the organism in Eukaryota, Metazoa, Chordata, Actinopteri, Synbranchiformes, Synbranchidae. The coding region runs from base 168 to 1739 and encodes 523 amino acids. The transcript is spliced from 8 exons. Gene Ontology annotation, biological process: monoatomic ion transmembrane transport. Gene Ontology annotation, cellular component: postsynaptic membrane. The record is from RefSeq and is a predicted model, not a curated record. Gene Ontology annotation, molecular function: transmembrane signaling receptor activity; acetylcholine-gated monoatomic cation-selective channel activity.